CUCCGCGCAAGCCCUGUUCGCAUGCGCCCGACCCGCGAGUGACAAGUGAAAAAAAAACAACAAAAAUAUGGCUGCUAAAUUUUACGUGCUCUGCGUAUUGCUGGCGACAGGGAUAGCCGUUGGCGCUCGAUCCAGGCCUCGUUUGCAGCAGGUGGAGGACUCUUACGAUUACGAGAACCAGGCCCAGGAUAGCAGAGCUGGAGGACAGGUGUACCAGCUCGUUUCGGCUGACCAAUACGACUCCAUAUAUAGACAGAAUGACCGUCAAGAUGAGGAGUAUGAGCAGAGACCAGUUCAGCGGCUGCCGUCCCGGCAGAAGCUUCAGCCCCAACCACAGCAGGAGGGGCCCAAGCAGCCUCCAGUGCAGACCAUUAGAAACUAUAACAAGGUGAACGAUGAUGGAAGCUUUACAUUCGGUUACGAGGCUGCGGAUGGGUCCUUCAAGGAGGAGACCAGAGGCACCGACUGUGUCGUACGCGGAAAGUACGGCUACAUUGAUCCCGACGGCAACAAACGGGAGUUCACCUACGUCUCUGGUAACCCUUGCGACCCUAACAAGCCAAACGAAGAGGAUGAACCCGAAGCUCCAGCACCUGACUCCGCCGAGCGCGACGACGGAGUACCGAACUACCCCACGAGAGUGGCCCCCAGGCCAACAACCCCACGACCCCCCACGACGUUCUUCCAGAACGAUUUCAGAGAUGCCGACGAAGAUGAAGAUGAUGAGCCCGUGCAGGCCAUCCAGCCGGUCAGGCAGAGAGUGGUUCAGCGCCCUGCUUUAAGACGCCCCGCUUACCAGCCACAGCCCAUCGCUAUCACACCACGCCCACUGCCAGUUACUACAGCCCGCGCUCUACCUCCCGCGACCACCUUCAGACCGCAACUGCUUCAAAUUACGGCUAAGCCUCAGAUACAGUAUAGUCCAGAGCCAAACUACUCGCCCUCUCCUUCGCCAAUAGCAACCACUGCAAGACCCGGACCAGGACAAAUUGAUUUCGCAGCUGAGUUCGCUAAAUUCCAUCGAGAAAAUCAACUGCAAGGAAGCACGAGCGCUACGGCUGCUAGUCCCACUAAAGCAACAGCUGCAUCUCCUUCGCCAAGCGGAAAUCCUUUGUAUUCCACUGAACUGGUCUACGAUCCAUCAAGCGGCCAAUAUAAUACACAGCUGUUCCAGACCUUGCCUCAGACUAAAGGAGAGUUGAACUUGAACCAGAGGUUACAGCCAUUUGUCGCUCAACAGCAAUCUCAGCCACGACCAUUCGUACCGUCACCACAGAUACCUGCCGUGCCCUCCUCACCAGCUUCUAGUGCACCUCUUUACAGACAACAGCUCCAAAAUCCUCAAGAAGUAUAUCAGAGACAACAAGCCGAACAGCAGUUCCAGAACUCGCAGCAAUUGUUCGCACAACAGCAACAGCUGCAGCAAAGUCAGUUGCAGAGGGACCGGGCUGCGGCUAGAGCGCAGGCCCAGCGCCUCGCCGCCCAGGGCCAAGCCGCGCCAGCACCUCAGAGAGCCUCACCCGCCCCUCAGUACUACUACGUGGCUCCUCGCGGAGGAGAGUCCGUAUCUUCAGGCCAGAUCGACGCUUUCCUUAGAGGACACGGCAUCCAGUUCUAACUUUAGUGUAAUUUAGAUGUAAAUAAUUAUGUUUGCGACCGUUGUCUCGAAGGCCAUAAGCACAAGUCGCAGAGAGACCGGUCGUGCUGUAUAGUCGAGCGCGCAAGUGUUAUCUAGUUGGCGGGUGGACAGUGACGCUGACGGCCGCUGUUGUACAUAAUAAGUUGUGUCCGUGUAAUCAGUACCUUAACGUAAUUCUAGAAAAUAGUUUUAUAAGUUAAUAAAAUUGAAUGAUUUUUGUGCGUGUCAGUCCUAAGACGAUUUUGUAAAAACUU
Bombyx mandarina (wild silkworm) is the source of this 1893-nucleotide messenger RNA. RefSeq lists its product as hypothetical. Gene Ontology annotation, molecular function: structural constituent of chitin-based larval cuticle. NCBI's taxonomy places the organism in Eukaryota, Metazoa, Arthropoda, Insecta, Lepidoptera, Bombycidae. Gene Ontology annotation, cellular component: chitin-based extracellular matrix. The record is from RefSeq and is a predicted model, not a curated record.